CCUAACAAUCAAACACAGAGAUGCGACCUGCCGUCCAGUUUCUGUUGACGUGGUAACUUAUCAGUUUAUGUGGGAAAUUCUCCAGAUAUUCAUGAAGAGAAGUUAGCAAAACAGUGCUAUUAAAAGCGAGAAGUCAUGCUGGACUUUGCCAUAUUUGCUGUCACGUUUGUCAUCAUUUUGGUUGGCGCUGUUCUCUAUUUGUACCCGUCAUCCAGAAGGGCCUCUGGUAUCCCAGGUCUCAAUCCUACCGAUGAGAAGGAUGGGAACCUGCAGGACAUCGUGAACAGAGGCAGUCUGCAUGAGUUCCUGGUCAGUCUGCAUCUGCGGUUUGGCUCGGUCGCCUCCUUCUGGUUCGGGGGUCGGCCCGUGGUCAGCCUGGGGUCCGUGCUCCAGCUCCAGCAACACAUCAACCCCAACCACAGCACUGACUCCUUUGAGACAAUGCUGAAGUCUCUGCUGGGCUACCAGUCAGGAACGGGAGGGGGGGCCACAGAGAGCGUGAUAAGAAAGAAGGUUUACGAGAGUGCCAUCAACAACACGGUGGAGAAAAAGUUCCCCCUGGUGCUAAAGCUGGUGGAGGAGCUGGUGGGGAAGUGGACGUCCGCCCCGGAGGCUCAGCACACCCCUCUGUGUGCCCACCUGCUGGGGCUGGCCAUGAAGACCGUCACCCAGCUGGCUCUGGGCGAGACGUUCAGGGACGACUCCGAGGUCCUCUCCUUCCGCAAGAACCACGACGCGAUCUGGUCAGAAAUUGGCAAAGGGUACUUGGACGGCUCCCUUGAGAAAAGCUCCAGCAGGAAAGCACAUUAUGAGAAGGCUCUGUCAGAGAUGCAGGCCGUUCUGCUGUCGGUGGCGAAGGACAGGAAGGCUCAGAGGAAGCAGACGGCAUUUGUGGACGCUCUGCUUCAGUCCAGCCUCACAGAGCGACAGAUCAUGGAGGACUGCAUGGUUUUCACUUUGGCUGGAUCUGUCAUCACUGCCAACUUGUGUAUCUGGGCACUUCACUUCCUGUCCACCUCGGAGGACGUUCAGGACAAACUGUACCAGGAGCUGGAGCAGGUUUUGGGUUCAGACCCCAUUUCAUUAGACAAGAUCCCUGAGCUGAGAUACUGCCAGCAGGUCCUGAACGAGACGGUGAGGACCGCCAAGCUGACCCCCGUCGCUGCGAGGCUGCAGGAAGUGGAGGGCAAGGUGGAUCAGCAUGUCAUCCCCAAAGAGACUUUGGUCAUCUACGCUUUGGGAGUUGUCCUUCAGGAUUCUGACACCUGGAGCACCCCAUACAGGUUUGACCCAGAUCGAUUUGAGGAGGAAUCGGUGAGGAAGAGCUUCUGUCUUCUCGGAUUCUCAGGGAAUCAAACAUGUCCAGAACUCAGGUUUGCCUACACUGUGGCUACUGUCCUGCUCAGUACGUUGGUGCGGCAGCUGAAGCUUCACCCUCUGAAGGGGCAGGUGAUGGAGGUGCGAUCUGAGCUGGUAUCCACGCCUAAAGAAGAAACCUGGAUCACCGUCAGCAGAAGAAAGCAAAAAUAAUCGCU
This is a messenger RNA of Trematomus bernacchii (emerald rockcod), 1535 nucleotides long. RefSeq names its product cytochrome P450 20A1 (gene cyp20a1). The coding region runs from base 136 to 1530 and encodes 464 amino acids. Gene Ontology annotation, molecular function: oxidoreductase activity, acting on paired donors, with incorporation or reduction of molecular oxygen; heme binding; iron ion binding. The transcript has 13 exons. NCBI's taxonomy places the organism in Eukaryota, Metazoa, Chordata, Actinopteri, Perciformes, Nototheniidae. Gene Ontology annotation, cellular component: membrane. The record is from RefSeq and is a predicted model, not a curated record.